CGGGAAAAAUUGGGCGAUGUGGAUGUUGAAGAAACUCAGGAAGGUGUUUUCAUGAAGAAUGGCUGGCAAGCUUUUGCUGAUCAUCAUCUCUUGAAACUUGGAGAAUUUUUAGUUUUCCGUUAUGAUGGAAAUUCUGUGUUUACUGUUAAGAUAUUUCGGACACAUGGAUGCAAGGAGGAAGCUUUUGUCAGAGAGAAGAUUGCUGCAGAUGUGAAAAUUGAACCAUUGGAAGAUCAGAUUGCAGCUACAGAGCAUACGUGUGCAAAACACUCUUGCAAUUCAGAUGGAGAGGGCAAUAAGCUUGAUACAUCAAGAGGUGUACGAGAAGGAAAGCAGCAAAUGUCAUCCAGAUUUCAUUCACAGACAGUUCAGAUGGAGCGGGACUCUGAAUUUGGCAGUAUCAGGUCUAUCAGUCGCACACAGAUGCAUAAGCUGAUGCUUUCAAAAGGUUUCAUCUCUAAGAACAACAUAACUGGGGUCAAAUGUAAUGCUCUGCAAUGA
Coffea arabica (coffee) is the source of this 501-nucleotide messenger RNA. The record is from RefSeq and is a predicted model, not a curated record. Lineage: Eukaryota; Viridiplantae; Streptophyta; Magnoliopsida; Gentianales; Rubiaceae.